Molecule: messenger RNA, 258 nt
Organism: Thlaspi arvense
Lineage: Eukaryota; Viridiplantae; Streptophyta; Magnoliopsida; Brassicales; Brassicaceae
Source: the annotation of a GenBank genome assembly
UGUGAACUCUGUGAUUGUGCAGGGAGUGGAUGCCAAUCUCGAUUUUUAGGUUUGAAGGUGGAAUGGCCAGAGCUAAGAGGAGUGAGUGGACUCAAAGCAAAGAAAAAAAUAGAAAGUUAUAAUCCACAUGUGACUGCUUUUAUAUAUACUCAAGGUGAUGUUUAUCUACCAGCCAUCAAUUGUUGCAACUGUGUCGUUCUCUAUGUUCCAAGCAACAAUUGCCCCAACGGUCCGGUCUUCAAUCGUCCCGUUAUCGGA